This is a messenger RNA of Mya arenaria, 2693 nucleotides long. RefSeq lists its product as uncharacterized. NCBI's taxonomy places the organism in Eukaryota, Metazoa, Mollusca, Bivalvia, Myida, Myidae. The record is from RefSeq and is a predicted model, not a curated record. The coding region runs from base 284 to 1654 and encodes 456 amino acids. The transcript is spliced from 7 exons.
AGUUAGUAUGGUGUAUUUAAAUCAUACGGUAUCAUUUAGCAGGUAAAUAUAGUUAUAUACCUUAAAUAUAAAGUAUUUACCCCAGGGAGGAUUAAGACGCGGGUAAAAUCAUUUCGAAAACUUUGUGAACUGAAAAACAUCAUAUUGGAGAUAUUAAAUUAUAAUAAUAAUUUAUUUAUUUUUGAAAUCGAAAACACUUUACCUGAAGUGAUACGAUUCGUAUUGUAAAAUACAAUACUAACUGUUAUAGCAUCGUCAUUAAGUCUGUACCAAAAAUACAACAAUGUCGAAAGAACAGGAGGCGUUUGCUCAAAGAACUGCACCAGAGUAUCAUGGUGCUUCAAACCCGGAGUACGGUACACAAAACAACCAGAAUGGUACAAGAGUAAUGCCCGGACCGGUAACUCAGGGACCGACGGGACCUCAAGAAACUGGCUAUGCGUAUUAUGCAGCACCACCAAGGCCCAUCCGUGGAAAGAAGUCGGUGAUUGAAGCUUACCUGUUAUGGCUGAUUUUGGGUCUGCUCGGAGGUCACCAUUUCUAUCUUAAGAGGCCCGGCUUUGCGGUUCUGUACAUUUUCACGUUCGGGUUAGGCGGGGUUGGUUGGUUCAUCGACCUAUUCAGGCUGCCUUACCUCGUGUCCAGGUGUAAUAAACUCGACCAUGAAAACGCGACAGACAACAAGAAGACAAUAAGUGACGCCUACACCUUAUGGUUCCCAUUUGGUCUUCUAGGGUUCCACCAUUUCUACCUGAACCGGCCCGCUUUCGGCGUGCUGUACUUGUUUACAUUCGGCGUGUUCGGUAUCGGUUGGUUGGUGGACCUGUUCCGGAUACCCUCCCUCGUUAAACAGGCAAACGAAACCCCCCGUAGCGAGAAGGAUAAGAGUGUGGGAGCUGCCUACGCCCUCGGGAUGUCUCCACUCGGAAUUCUCGGCGCUCAUCAUUUCUACCUGAACAGGCCCGAGUUCGGCAUCUUUUACUUCUUCACAUUCGGAAACUUCGGUGUUGGUUGGAUCGUAGAUUGGUUCCGAAUGCCGGUUGUCGUGAAACGUACAAACAAGCACCUGCUGCUUGGUAACAACGGCACGCGCUACCUUGACGACGCAUAUCUAUUGUGGUUUCCAUUUGGUCUCCUUGGCGCCCAUCACUUCUACCUUCGAAGGCCGCUAUGGGGCCUCCUCUACUUCUUCACAUUUGGCCUAAUGGGGAUUGGCUGGAUGGUGGACGGCUGCCGGAUGCAUUGCCUUGUCAAGCAGGCGAACAAGCUUAACGACGAAAACAGGCGACUGGCGGUCGGUCACGGACGUACUGGCUACCAGGGCGUCAUCAUUUCAACACCUGGUAUGGCCCCAUCCACUGAAGGCUACGGCGCCCCUGUGAACUUUGGCCAGGUAGUAGCCCCGCCUAUGUACCAACCUGGUCAACUAUAUCCGAGACAGCAGGGAGCGUAUCCCCAUCAGCAGGGCACGUAUCCCCACCAGCAGGGCGCGUAUCCCCAGCAACAGGAACCGUAUCCAACACAACCAGGGAUUUACCCACCACCUCAAAUGGAAGGAGCUCAACCACCAGCUUACCAAAGCGCGCAUCCUGCACCCUCAUACAUGGAGCAGCCACCACCUUACCAGAAUCCUCCACCAACUACCAAAGUGUGAGGGACAGUGUUCUAUGCAUUCCAUGGCCACGCAGUCCGAGACGCUGCACUACCACUAUUGCGACAUACAAAACUAGUGUAGUUCGUCAAAUCAAAUAAUUCUAGCAUUUUGACACUGAACUGAAUUUUGACCGUGUGCGAUCGUCAUCAUGACUUUGAUUUACCAAAAACAUUAUCCGGUGAUUUUAUUGUUACGAGUUUAAAUUAAGGCGAUACGAAAUUUAGCGAUGCCUUUCGUCGUUUUUACGCAUCGCUGCAGAUUAACUUUACUGAUUGACUAGCUCUUACAUUUUAUUAGAGGAAAAUGAUAUAUAAAAUGGACGAAAGGAAAACCUGAAAGAGAUCAUUAAUAUAAUUUAUCAAUUAAUUUAAUUGAUUGUUUACUACACUGCAUGCAUGAUAUUAUAUUUGACCGUUUCUGUAGUAAGUCCUAUAACCUUGCAAAUUUGUCAAUGAAUAUACAAGUGUUCGCUAUUAACAAAGUUACACAGUUUAAACUUUCAAAGCUAUUGAAAUUGUUAAUCAGUUGUGUAGACAUUGGAUGAUUGUUCAGAACUUUGUUAAUAACGUUGUUAACGUCAUGUUAUUAACUUUCAAAUCUACUCUGGAAGUUACAUGGACAAGUUUGUGAUCUGAAUUUUUUCUAAUAAUAUUUAAGACUUUUGUUUCAGCUUAUCUUGUUUCAUUGUUAUAUAUGAGUACAUCAUAAAACAUCAUAACAUAUUUUACCUGUUGACAAUGCCGUAGUUAUUCACGUUGUUCGGAAAAUCGGCCCAUUGUGAGUUGCUACAAUGGUGCAUUGAUUGUUUUUCUCUAUACUAUGUUUGAUUAUGUGUUGUUGUUUUUUUUUUAAAUGGCUAGUGUAUGCUCGACCAUUGUAAUGAUUGAUAAAAUAGAACGUAUACAAAUCAUUGCAAGUGUUGUAAUCAAAACUGAUUGUAUGUCUCAUUUAACAUUUAUGUACAAUACAUUUUACAUGUUGUACAUGUACAAUGAUAUUAGGAGUAUGAUAUUUUUAUUACACUCUGCUCUCGCUCUUA